Spinacia oleracea (spinach) is the source of this 1482-nucleotide messenger RNA. RefSeq lists its product as uncharacterized. The record is from RefSeq and is a predicted model, not a curated record. Gene Ontology annotation, cellular component: kinetochore; Mis6-Sim4 complex. Lineage: Eukaryota; Viridiplantae; Streptophyta; Magnoliopsida; Caryophyllales; Amaranthaceae. Bases 221 to 1201 code for a protein of 326 amino acids. The transcript is spliced from 12 exons.
AAGUCUCAAAUAAGUGCCUCAAAAGCCAGGUAACUCCCCAGGCUCCCAUGACGCACAUCAAUUAAGCAGUUAACAAAGAGCAGAGCAAGCUGAGCUCAGCCCUAAAUCCCUUAUUGAAACCCCUCUGCAAUUCCUGAAAUUAUUGGAAUUUCGAAGGUGAGGGAAACCCUCUGCAAUUCCUGAAAUUAUUGGAAUUUCGAAGGUGAAGGAAACCCUAACAAUGGUUGAUCAAAACCCUUAUUCAUUGGGAGAACCGAAUUUUAUUCACGAUGAAGAUAUACGGCUUGAUGCGAUCAAAGCUAGAUUUAGAAAUGUCAUCAAACGACAUGCUGAAUUGACGGAGCGUCUUUCAAGGGACUCUGACAAGAUGGUUUUUGAGCGUUUGCAGAAAGAAUUUGAAGCCGCACUAUCAUCUCAAACUGAAGAGAUUUAUCUGGAAGGUGAAGAAUGGAAUGAUGGGUUGUUAGCCACAAUAAGAGAGAGAGUUCACAUGGAGGCAGAUAGGAAGGCAACAGGGGACUCAUGUAUGGAGCUAGAUUCUCCCUUUCUUGAAAAAGUAACUUACAGGGUGGGAAGUAAGGUAAUAUGUUGCUUGGAAGGUGCAAGAAUUGGUAUACAGUAUGAAACAUCGUUUGCUGGAGAGCCAUGUGAACUGUAUCACUGUGUGCUUGAGAGCAAGUCAUUUUUGGAGAAGAUGACGGUUUUAGAGCAUACCAUUCCUUUCUUUCUUCCUAUACGAGAAGCUGAAAAUGAUUUACUCUCGUCCAAUGCAAUGAAAUUUAUAGACCAUGUUGGGGAACUGUUGCAAGCAUAUGUGGAUAGGCGGGAGCAGGUUCGUGUUAUGAAAGAGUUAUAUGAGAAUCAAAUUGGAGACCUUUAUCAUAGUUUGCCUUAUCAUAUGAUCGAAUUCGUGCUGGAGGAUUUUGAAUGCACCAGGAUCACCAUCAGUCUUAAAUAUGCAGAUUUGGUGUCUGUCCUUCCAACUCGAGUCAGAGUCAUGGCUUGGCCAUUGAACUCAUCCAAAAAGGGCAUUUCUCCGGUACUGAUGAGCAGGAAGGGAAGUGGAGCAUUGCCAAAUCAUCUUAUUCCUAUGCGUUUAUCUUAUGCAGAAGAUGCCCUACGAAUUUUUAGUUUACCUGAAGCUUUUGCAGAAAUCGUGUUGAACUUAUCACCUGCACUCCAGCAGAUAUUCUCUUCAUAGAUAUUGAUAUUCUGAAGAUUGAGAUGUAGAAAGCUAGAGGCAAGUGGAGUCAUUUGCAGCCAAUAUGGUGUCCAACAUGCUGCUGUGUAUAGUCAUUUUACUCAUUUAUAGGCCUUUGGUUUCAGAAAAAUAGAGGGGAGGAGAUUAGUGUAGACUUUGUAGAGUAUGCUAUUUUUGCAUUAUCAGUAUUGUGUAAUUCAACAAUUCAUAAAACACACUCUUCAGAAACUUGUUUUUCCAUUUUUUUUUUCUUUCUGAUUUAUCGAUUUAUAUUCCCUGCC